Molecule: messenger RNA, 2298 nt
Organism: Anoplopoma fimbria (sablefish)
Lineage: Eukaryota; Metazoa; Chordata; Actinopteri; Perciformes; Anoplopomatidae
Gene: tuft1a
Product: tuftelin 1a
Exons: 12
Coding region: 133-1293 (386 amino acids)
Biological process (GO): intracellular signal transduction
Cellular component (GO): intracellular anatomical structure
Source: RefSeq, a predicted model, not a curated record
CACCGGUCUGAAGAGUAAAAACAGCAGCAUCUAACGUGGACGAGCAGCAGAGAGACACCGGGGCGCUUUAAAGAGUUCACUUUUAUUUAUAUAUUUAUCUAUUUGUUUGUUUGAGCAUUGUUUAUUUCUAUCAUGAUGAACGGAGUGACGAGAAGCCUUUGCACAUUUGAGGACAUCAGAAACCAAGAGCAUGGGGAGGGGUGCAGGCGACUGCGGCUCACUCUGCACGACCAGAGGCAGGCGGCUCAGAACACGGAGCAGUACAGGGACAAGCCAAUUGGACGUGCUUUCGCGCUGGUGCAGCCGCCCACUGACCGGACUUCUCCCAACCUCGAACCGGUCAAAUCUACAGACGAGCAGGUGGAGGUUAUCAAGGUUUAUCUAGAGGCCCGCAGACAAGAGCAGCAGAAACACCAGGAGAACCUGAAGAUGCUGUCAGACGAAGUUACCCAGAUACAGGAGGUGAGGUAUUGCCUGAAGACGCUGAGGGAGCAGAUGGCAGCCAAAAACAAGUCGCUCACAAGUGGGUGGAAAGUUGGUCUUCCCUUCAGAAAGAGCGCCCCGUCGUCCCAAAACGGAGGGCCUAAAGCUGACUCUCAGGAAGCAGAUGAAGAAGCCGAGAGCGCCAAGCUGAGGGAGGUCAGUAAGCGCUUAUAUGCACAGCUACAGGAAGCAGAAAAGAAACACCAAGAGGACAAAGAGAGGAUGCAGGCUGAAAGCAUCAGGCUGAGAGAGCGUCUGAACGACGAGGAGGAGAAGUUGAAGGUCACACAAGAAGCCAGCGAGGGGAAGGACCAGCGCAUAGACGAGCUCCAGAGGUUGCUGGGAGGGAUGGAGCAGGAGAGCUCCACCCUGCGAGAGGCGAUAAGCAACCGCGAGGACGAACUCCGCGAGCUGCGCAAGUUCAGAGAGGAGGGCCAGAAAGGGGAUCAGAGGGCUGAGCAGUUGGAGAGGGAGGUGGCUAUUCUCAGAGAGAAGAUCCACCAUCUGGAUGACAUGCUGAAAAGCCAACAAAGAAAAGUCCGACACAUGAUUGAACAGCUCCAGAACUCUCGCAUGGUGAUCCAGGAGAGGGACCGUGUGAUCAAAGAGCUUGAGGAGAAAGUGGCUUUCUUGGAGGCUGAGAACCGAGAGAUGCAUGACCAGAUGGAUUACUUCCUGGGAGGACAAAGGUCAAAUUCCUACCUUUCAUCAGAGCGCAACCCCCAGAUCGUCUAUAGUAAACCAAUCAAGCCGUCCACCUCCUCCAACAAACCACUCCCUUUCAUCAAAGUCAUUGAGAUCAGGUCAUGAAGCGACUGUGCAGAAGAGAGAAAUCUUUGCAAUGCAGACUAAAACUAAACAGCAGCUCUACGACCGCAUCUGAUCGCUUUAAUAGUUGUAGUGUCAGAGUUGAGCUUCCUGGACUGUAACCACAACACUACCACUGAAACCACAAACAAGCCUGAAGGAAACUGUGUGGUGUUUGGCAGCACGCACACAUCAGGGCUUGUGUGUGUCUUUGCAUAAUGAAUGAGUAAGUGUCAGCUCUAAUGUAGAUUCAUUAAGCGUACUGAUUAAGCCGAUGUGCAUUUGAAGUUUAUAACUGUAAUAUUGCGUACUGUAUGCAAGUGUUUCCUUGUGCUGCCCUGUUUUGAUUGCUUUUCAAACCUUUGAGUUUAUGACGAUUUGGCGUUGUAUCAAAACAGAACUUUUGAGCAAAGUGCAGGUUGGCAGACUUAUUGCCAAAGUGGGUUAUGACAUUAUAAAGUUCAUAUACAGUAAUGUAGCAAACAUAGCUAACUAAGCUAAAACUUUCAUGUAAAAGUCAUUAACCAGAUAAUCUUCUUCCUGUGUACUCAUUAAUCACUCACCCAUCAGUCUGUUCACUUUGCAGAGUGAACAGGAAAAUGCUUAAAACAUGCAAAUACUGCCUAUAGUUUAUUGUUUAAAGUAAACACCCUGUGAUGUUUUUAAAUACAUAAUAUGGUUUUUUAUUAUGUAUUUAUGUGCCCCCCCAACAACAGACACUUCAUAACUGCAAGGAAGCAGAAGGAAAAGUUAUUACUUGAUGGAAGUGUCACUAUUCUACAUUUCAGUUCACUCUCGUUCUGUAAAUAGCAAGCAUGUUUUGUACAUAAUUUUAAAGAAUGUGAUUUAAUGUUUUGAUUUCUACCUAACAACUUUCUCCUUUGUAUUUAUUUAUAUAUUAAAAAAGACAUUAGACAGACUGUGUGAUAGGAGGCUUUUUUAUGAAGUACAUUUAAUCUAUUAAUGUAUCUGUGUUUGUGGAUGUCAGAAUAAAUAACUGAAAAUAAA